Bombyx mandarina (wild silkworm) is the source of this 3611-nucleotide messenger RNA. RefSeq names its product transcription elongation regulator 1. Lineage: Eukaryota; Metazoa; Arthropoda; Insecta; Lepidoptera; Bombycidae. Gene Ontology annotation, molecular function: transcription coregulator activity; RNA polymerase binding. The record is from RefSeq and is a predicted model, not a curated record. Gene Ontology annotation, cellular component: nucleus.
AUCGGCGGCCAUCUUGACGGCGCCAUGUUUUGACUUUUAAUUUUCAUGCGCUCGCGGAACUUAAUUCUAGUGCGUAUUACUUCAAGUGAUAAACUGUUUUAGGCAUGUGGACAUAGUAUUCAGUGAAAAACGAUAAAUAGCUCACAUAAUGGAAGAUGGUUAUAUGGAACAGCAGGACGUGUCGUUGAACGAAGUUAGCCGAAGCGACGCACCCGAAGCAGAGGCUGGGAAGGACUUCGCCGAAUACACUGGUUAUGAAGAAGGUUACGAAGAGGAAGACGGCGGUAACAACUUUCGCGGUAAUCGGGGCCGUGGGAGCUUCAGAAGCCGUGGUCGCGGCCCCCCGCCUGGUUGGAUGAACGGUCCGCCGCCGCCUAUGCGAUUUCGUGGACGCGGCUACGGACCCACAGGACCUCCAAUGCGCGGACGAGGCUUCUUCAGGGGACGGGGCGGACCCCGUUUCGGACCUAAUGGACCGAAUUUCGACAACAAUUGGGGACCGAUGGGUCCCCCGCCUCCCAACAUGAUGUGUCCGCCGCCCUUCGGCCCCCCUCCCGGCAUGAUGCCUCCCGGGGGGCCGAUGGGUCCCCCUCCUAAUAUGAUGAAUCAGCCCCCGUAUGGAGGACCACCUGGUAUGCCGCCCCCUGGUAUGAACCCUGAAGUAUGGGUGGAAACGAAGACAGAUGAAGGCAAAUCAUACUAUUACCAUGCUCGGUCCCGGGAGACUACAUGGACCAGGCCAGUGGAGGGACCGAACUGCAAGGUCAUCACACACGGUGAGAUGGAGAUACUGGUAGCUUCAGGACAAAUCCCCCAAAUAUCGGCACAAGGGGUCGGCAUGAACGGUCCCAUGGGCCAGGCGCCGCUCGUGAUGCCCAACGGCAUGAUGCUGCCCGGCGCGCAGCACCAGUACAUGGGGCCGCCGCCCUGGGGGAAGGACGAUAAAGACAAAGCCUCUGAGUCCGUAGUGAGCAGUAUGACUGAUAACGAUGAAAUGCCACCGGGAGAAGCAGUCCCUGGACAGCAGCAAACCAAUGGUUACAACGCAUACCAGCAGGGAGAGUCAUACGGGCCUCCGGGCUGGCCGGCCUGGGGCUGGCCUCCCGCCGUGAACAACCCCAGCAACCCCGAAGCGGCCCCGGGCGCGUGGCCUAGCAGCGGCGCCGCGCCGCAGUGCGAGCCCGCCGAGCAGCCCCGGGCGCCGCCCACCGUGCCCAUGCCCAAGAAGGAAACCGUGAUCUCGCCCAAGCUGCUGGAGCUGGCGGCGGAGUGGACGAGCCACAAGGCGCCGGACGGCCGCCCCUACUACUACAACGCCAGCAAGCAGGAGAGCGUCUGGGAGAAGCCCGCAGUGCUCAAGGAACUCGACGAUAUAAAAUCCUUGAUAGCCGCCGAGAAGGGCGAGAAAUAUCCUAAUAUAGAAAUAGAUCCCAGCAAAAUAGUGGUCAUCGACGUUGAAGAGGAUGAGGAACCGCAGAGCAACACGGAUGCGGAGAAGGAAGCCGCCGCCGCCGAGAAGGAGAAGCAGAAAGAGGAGAAGGAAAAGGCGGAGAAGGAGCGACUCGAGAAGGAAAAGGCAGACAAGGAGAAGACCGAGAAGGAAGCUGCCGAGAAGGAGAAGGCGAAGCACGGCAGGAGACCCAUCUCUACCACGCCCAUUGUAGGAACGCCUUGGUGCGUCGUGUGGACGGACGACGGGCGCGUGUUCUUCCACAACCCCACCGAGCUCACGUCCGUGUGGGACCGCCCCGAGCUGCUCAUCGGCCGCCCCGACGUGGACCGCGCCGUCACCAACCCGCCCGCCGCCGUGCUCGACCUGCUGCGCAUCACGUCCACCGUGGGCGGCAAGGAGUCGGAGCCCGGCGUGUCCAGCACCACGCCCUCCGUCACCAGCACCGCCGACACCAAGCGCCCGGCCGACGCGGACGCGGACGCCGCCGCCGCCGCCGCCACCGCCGCCAAGAAGCCAAAGAUUGAAGAAAAGCUGGAGGAGGUGAGCGCGGCGGAGGCGGAGGCGCGGGCGGCGCGCGUGCGCGUGGCGGUGCCGCACGAGCAGCGCGUGGCGUCGUUCCGCGCCAUGCUGCGCGAGAAGAACGUCUCCGCCUUCAGCACCUGGGACAAGGAGCUGCACAAGAUCGUCUUCGAGCCGCGCUACCUCGUGCUCAACUGCAAGGAGCGGCGCCAGAUAUUUAAUCAGUACGUGACCGAACGUGCCGAGGAAGAGAGGAAGGAGAAGAAAAACCGAUUGCUAGCAAAGAAGGCGAACUUCAAGCAACUCUUGGACGAAGCCAAGCUUCAUACAAAGUCCUCGUUCCUGGACUUCUCCUCCAAGCACGGCCGAGACGAGCGGUUCAAGGCGAUAGAGAAGCCGCGGGACAGGGAGGUAUACUUCAACGAGUACCUCGCCGAGAUCAGGAAGAGGGACAAGGAGGAGAAGGAGCGGAAGAGAGAACAGGCUAAACUGGAAUUCAUAGCGCUGCUCAAAGAGAAGUCGGUGGACCGCCACGCCAGGUGGGUCGAUGUCAAGAAGAAGCUGGACUCGGAGGCGCGGUACAAGGCCGUGGAGACCAGCGGCCUGCGCGAGGACUACUUCCGGGAGUACUGCAAGCUCGUCAAGGAGGAGAGGAAGAAAGAGAAGGACGGGAAAGACAAGGGUGUCAGUAAGAAAGAGAAAAAAGACAAAGAACGCGAUAAGGAGAAGAAGAAGAAAGAGAAGGGAGAGCCAAAGCAGGAACCGCCGCCGGCCGAACCCGCGGUGGAAGCCGGGAACACAGGGGAGGGCGCGGGGGGCGAGGGCUCGGCGCCGACAGUGGACGAGGAGGCCGCGGCCCGGGAGCGCGAGGCCCGCGCCGCCGCCUCCAUCAAGGAGAGGGAGAGGCAGGUGCAGCGAGCCCUCGCCACCAGCCUCCGGGACCGGGACAAGGAGAGACAGUACCACAAGCGAGACGAGGCCGUACAGCACUUUAACGCUCUACUGGCGGAUCUCGUCCGGAACCCGGACCUGACGUGGCGCGAAGCCAAGAAACAACUGAAGAAGGACCACCGCUUCGGACUCGCCGAGCUGCUCGCCAAGGAGGACAAGGAGCGUUUAUUCAGUCAGCACACGAACAACUUGGCGUCGAAGAGACGAGACAAGCUUCGGGGGAUCCUGACGGAGCUCGGGGUGUCCUGCACGGCCGCGUGGAAGGAAGUGAAGGAGACGCUCAGCAGCGACCCCACCACCCCCGCCUACGCCAGCGCCACGCAGAUGGAGCGCGAGUUCCGCGACUACCAACGCGACAAGCAGAGCGCCGCCAAGACCGCGCUGCGCCAGCUGCUGCUCGAGACGCGCUCCCUCACGCACCGCACGCGCGCGCAGCUGCGGGACCACACGCAUGUGCACGACGCGCUCGCGCACGACGCCAGAUACACGGCGCUCGACCACAUCCCCGAGGAGCGGGAGCAGAUGAUAGCGAGCUACCUGGAGGAGCUGGAGAAGAAGGGCCCCCCGCCUCCCCCCACGGCCACCGAGCCCUCCCGCAGGAACAAGCACUGACCGGACCCCGCGUGUACAUUACAUGAAGCUGUGAAUAAACUAUAGUUUAAUUAAAUAAAUAAAUUCUUGAAAAUUU